Nelumbo nucifera (sacred lotus) is the source of this 2034-nucleotide messenger RNA. NCBI's taxonomy places the organism in Eukaryota, Viridiplantae, Streptophyta, Magnoliopsida, Proteales, Nelumbonaceae. The record is from RefSeq and is a predicted model, not a curated record.
AAAAUGAGAGGGGGUAAAGAUAGUAUAAUUUGGAAUUCUUUAUUUUAAGGGCCUAUCUCUUUUGCAUUUAAAAAUAGCGUGUUCCAUACAGUAUUUUCAGAGAUAAGUCUGAAUGCCAAAUGCAAACUAACAAGACCAAUACAGUAAAUGUUUAUGAGAGGUCAUUGUCGAAUAAACGUGGACGACUCUGGAUCCCCUGCCCACCUCUACCCUAAACAAUUGGGGUAAACGUGGGCAGAGUUUGUGUGGGCAGGAAAUCCGGACUCGAACUUGUUAUCCGCCUCCCAAUUUCAGCGAUUUACAAUUUGCUUUCUUAUUAAUAGUUACUACAGUCGCAUUUGGGAGGGUUGUUGCGAUUGUUGGUAGCAGAUCAACAGCCAACAGAUCCGGUGUAGUUUAUAACAGAGUUCGAAUCUGCUUCCACGGCGCUCAGCCGACAUGUCAAACUCCGGCAACAGUGGUGGUAAUGGCAAUAGUGUACACGUACUGGUCUUCCCUUUCCCAGCGCAGGGUCACAUGUUGCCGCUGCUCGAUCUCACCCACCAACUUGCCCUCCACAGCAGCUUAGCCAUCACCAUACUCGUAACGCCCAAAAACAAAACCCUACUAACACCUCUUCUCUCUAAACACCCUUCCAUCCAGACCCUCAUCUUGCCUUUCCCCAAUCACCCCUCAAUACCCCUUGGUGUGGAGAAUGUCAAGGACCUUUCAGCCCAAGCUUUCGUUCCUAUGAUUUGCGCUUUGGGCCAACUUUAUGACCCUCUUCUUCGCUGGUUUCAGUCUCAUCCCUCACCCCCUGCUGCCAUCAUUUCCGAUUUCUUUCUGGGCUGGACCAACCACCUCGCCUGCCAUAUCGGCAUCCCUCGUAUCGUCUUUUCUCCUUCCGGCCUGGCGACUUUGUCACUCUCGAAUUCCAUGUGGCGAGACCUUCCCAAGAUAGACGAUCCCAACGACCCCAAUUUCCCCAUUUCCUUUCCCAAAGUUCCCAACUCUCCCACAUUUCUCUGGUGGCAGGUCUCCACUGUCUAUCGCAGGUAUGUUGAGGGACACCCAGAUUCGGAAUUCAUAAGAGAUAACUUUCUUGCCAAUAUUGCCAGUUGGGGAAUAGUUUUCAACUCCUUCUUCGAGUUAGAGAGCGUGUACUUUACUCACAUGAGGAAGGAUUUAGGACACCACCGGGUUUGGGCUGUAGGGCCUCUGCUUCCUCCAGGUGAUGAUCCAACAACCGAGAGGGGUGGGUCCAGCUCCGUGGCUGCCGGCGACGUGAUCUCUUGGUUGGACAGGUGUAGAGAUAAUUCGGUGGUCUAUAUUUGCUUUGGAAGUCAGGCGGUGUUGACAAACAAGCAGAUGGAGGCGGUGGCGGCCGGUCUUGAGCAAAGUGGGUCUGAGUUCGUUUGGUGUAUCAAGGAGGCUACCACGAUGCAGGCGGCGGGAGAAUAUGGGGUUAUUCCGUCAGGGUUUGAAGAACGUGUGGGAGGGAGGGGACUUGUGAUAAGAGGUUGGGCUCCUCAGGUGUUGAUACUGAGGCACCGGGCCGUCGGCGCAUUCUUGACUCACUGUGGGUGGAACUCGGUGCUGGAGGCACUCGUCGCGGGUGUGCCGAUGCUUGCCUGGCCGAUGGGAGCAGACCAAUUUAUAAAUGCAAGGCUGUUGGUGGAGGAAAUUGGGGUGGCCGUGAAGGUCUGCGAGGGUCCUGAGACGGUUCCAAAUCCGACAGAGUUGGCUAAAUCCAUUAACGAAUCGGUGGGCGAAGAACGGGCCGAGAGGGUGCAAGCGAGAGCGACGGAGCUGCGUAAGGCAGCGCUAGAAGCAACCAAGGGAGGUGGAACUUCAUCCAACGACUUGGAAGGAUUGGUGAAUUAUUUAUGUGCACUUCAAUUUUAACACGAUUAGAAUAUUCUAUAAUAGACUGCUGGAUUCCAUUGAGUGUGGUAGACGACAGAGAACAGGACGUGUGAAUUUAAGUUUUUUAUUGUUUUCCGAGAGAUUGUAAAUGGUGAAUGAGUACUCAUUUUGGACAACUAGAAUUUAGCA